This is a messenger RNA of Penicillium cosmopolitanum, 759 nucleotides long. RefSeq lists its product as uncharacterized. NCBI's taxonomy places the organism in Eukaryota, Fungi, Ascomycota, Eurotiomycetes, Eurotiales, Aspergillaceae. The transcript has a single exon. Bases 1 to 759 code for a protein of 252 amino acids. The record is from RefSeq and is a predicted model, not a curated record.
AUGUUUAGCUUUCGCAUCAGCAAGCAGGAGCCCAACACGCGGCCGAGGGAUAGUAUUGACUCCCCAGCGAGUCUGAAGAACGACCCACCAAAUUCUAACGAAACAAUCACCGAGGAGAAGAAAUUAGAAGAGAAGAUACUCUCCCUUUAUCAGGUGGUCUGGCUUGGCAUUUAUCAAGUCCAUGACAAAGACGGACGAAGUCACGCCUUUCGACUAAGUGAGCUUUUUUAUGGCGCGGGGAUGUCCUCCUAUGUCGACAAGACCGAACAAGAGGCCAGCGACGAUCACGGAAAUAAGCGACCGAGAAGGAAAACUGGGGCGGAAACCCGUGUGAUAGACCCUCUGUGGACAGCUCUGUCCAAGGAAGGCCUAUCGAGUCUAAAGCUCUUCGAAGGACUGUCUAUCGCAUCGCUAGAAUCGGUGAUUGAACUGGUUGAGGCAUAUGUGAGGGAGAUAGCCAGUGUGAAUGCGUUGUAUCAAGUACUGCGGGAGCUGCAGGUGGGAUUUCGGACUCCAACAGAGGAUGACGAACAGGCAGUUAUAAAGAAUUUCGUGCCCGUUUCGAAUGACUUUGCAAGGCGGCUUCGUCAUCUAGAUGCAAGACUUAAUGUUCUUGUUUCAGAUUUGGAGGAUGAGUUUUGGAAUGAGCAUGGGGCAGUCAAGGGAAGGGAGGGCUGGCGGGUCCAUGAUGUGCUUUUUCCGCGGUUCCCGGCACGCACUGGGAAGAAAAUGAGCUUCUCUUCUUCAAUGAAGAUUUAA